AUGCCGUCUCGUAAUGAGCCGGAUGACACCAAACCUAUUAUCCAAAGAAAUUCUGGUCGCGCAUCGCCUGCUGAUGCUGAGCAUCAGUUGACUCUCAUUCCCAAGAUAGAAUCACCUGCUUGUGCUGGUGCGAUAGUUGGUGCCUUAGAAACAGGUGAAAGAUAUGACGAAGAAUCUUUGACCAAACCUAUCAUCAAAUCCGACAACGCUUCGCCUUCAGUCACCGAUCAAUUGGACGAGGUGAAAAACCUGGCCUCUUUAGGCCGAAAGACCUACAAGGUCAGAGCUGUCCGCGCUAUCAGAAACCAGACAGAGGAGGCGCCAGAGUCUGGCAGCAUCCUAUGUGUUACCAUUCCAGUUCAUAGUUCGGCCUGUCGACCGGACUAUCCUUCCAGACGAGCUGCCUUCCUUUACCACUUCAGAGGCUACUACGGCGAUGACACCAAACCAAGAUACGAGCCAGAAAACACGUUAGGCCUGUCAGAGACCAUUGCUGUUUAUCAAUUAGGACGCACUGUUGAUAUAUCUCUCAGUAGAGAUUCAAAUGAAUGGCAACUUAGAGAAAUGCGGGGAGAUGGGGUCGACAUGCCGCAUCAAGGCAUAGCCCGUUUCCAUUAUAUAUGGGCCGCCACUGCGACUUCCGGGAGAGAUAGCGCUAUUGAACUAGCAAAUGGCCAUGUUUAUGUUUCUCAAAUGCUCAAAAGAUUCAAAACACGUCUCCUAUGUUUGUGGAAAGGUGAAAGUAAUCCCAACAGUUACUUGGCAGUCAAGUUUGGCGAAUGGUUUAUCCGCGCGGCGGCCUUACACCGAUCGAUUGGACACUCCCUUUUUUGA
Messenger RNA from Melampsora larici-populina 98AG31, 834 nucleotides. RefSeq lists its product as uncharacterized. The transcript has 3 exons. The record is from RefSeq and is a predicted model, not a curated record. The coding region runs from base 1 to 834 and encodes 277 amino acids. Lineage: Eukaryota; Fungi; Basidiomycota; Pucciniomycetes; Pucciniales; Melampsoraceae.